Molecule: messenger RNA, 2047 nt
Organism: Pecten maximus
Lineage: Eukaryota; Metazoa; Mollusca; Bivalvia; Pectinida; Pectinidae
Exons: 2
Coding region: 55-1104 (349 amino acids)
Source: RefSeq, a predicted model, not a curated record
UACCACGUGACAUUUUGUUUUCAUUUAGUCACAGCACACGAUAUACCAUCAGAUAUGGAUUCAAAGGCGAAAGGUGUCAAAGGAGAGCAAUCAGAAACAGGAUCAGUACGUACUAUAGAAGAUUUUGUGAUGAGCAUUGUCAAGAAUUUGAAAGAUCUUGAAUACCAGUCCCUGCUGGAUGUACAUGAAACCCUUCAAAAAAUGAAGCACAGUAUGAAAUCCAAACAUGAACUGAAUUACUGGAAAGUGUUACAAUGUCUUGGAGAAUUAUCAGUCGACCGUUUUGUGAGAACUCUAGUCCUUAAUGAAAAAGCCUCGUGCAAGUGCCAUACAUAUUCGAACCUGUACUGUCUCGUGCAACUGUUUGUUCAGAUGCAGGUUAAUGUUGCAGUUAUCAAAAGACAGCUGGCAUAUAAAAGACAGCUGAUACCUGUCUUCUUCAAGGCACUGAGACAGAAAGAAGAUCCAGCUUUGUCAAGAGAAAGUCUCAUUGGAAUGUAUCGCCUACUGAUAGUUGGCAGAUCAGAACUUGUUGAAAUCUACAUGGAUAACAAAUUACUUAUGGAUUUUCAAGCUCAGAUAAAAUCCCGCUCUGCCACCAUUGGUACAUAUCCUCUUCAGGCAAUAUUCUACUGUUCAGAACUAAUGCAUACAAUGGCUAUUCAUGGAACACCGAAAACCAGAAGAAUUAUCAAGAAUUCUCCAGCCCUCAGGGUAGUGAAAGACUAUUGUAAAAAACUGAAGAAAGAGCUCGAUAUCACAAAUCUUGAGCUACCAGAUAUGUACAGAAUAUUGGACAACUAUGAAUUUGUUAAUGAUAUUGUAACUGACGAAUGUGUAGCCGAAGAACUUGCUAUGAACUGGAAACCCAAAGAGAAAUUGAAGGAAGAAUUAUUAGAGGAUGAUUUUGAAUAUAUUGCUAAAGAUAUGAUUUUCUGUUCCUCCCCAGCUUGCCGUAAACAGUUUGUUGAUGGGAUGGAACAUUUUCGAUAUUGUGGUGCUUGUAGACUUUCUAGGUACUGUAGCGAGGCUUGUCAGAAAGAUCAUUGGAGGAAAAGCCACAAAACCAGCUGUCUUCAAAAUCCUCAGGAAGAACUGCUUUAAUUGGUCUAAACAAUGAGAAUGGUCUAUAUACUUAUAGGAAAUCUCUACAAAUACAUACAACAUUGCAAUAAUGUAUUACAUGAACUCGCCUUGCAAUUGUGACAGAAGAUGUGAUGUGGGUUUUUUUUUUGGGUGGGGGGGGGGGGGGGGGGGUGCUUUUUAAUUCAAUUUUAAUUUUAUUUUACUGCAGUCCGAGUACAAUGUAGUUGAAGUGGCAUGGUUGGAUAAUUCUUUUGUCCUAAUAUAGUUAUAAUCGUAAUGCCAGUAAAAUAACUGUCAUGUAUGAUUCUUUAUCCAUAUUUUAGCAGUUUUCAAAUAAUAUAUAAUUACCAUACAUGAUACUAUAUAUAUAUAUGGUAUAGUAAUUAUAUAAGUAUUUUAACCCACCCACCCAUAAAAACGACCUCUAGUCAUAGGCCUCUUGUUACAUGGAUGUUUUCCCCAAGUUCUUGACUGAAUCUUUCUGGAUUUGAUGUGUAGAUUUUAAAACCAUAUAUUUUGUGUGGCAGUGAAAAUACACUAGCUUUUAAAGUUAAUUGCAUUCUAGAAAUGUAGUCCUCAAAUCAAUUUGUACCGUUUUCCUUUUUAAUUCAUUAUGUAAGUGAUUGAGUACACUUUAUCAGGUCAGGUGUACAUGCAUAUGUACUAGUUUGAGAAAUUGGCACAUGUGUUUAAUGUGUCCAAGGGAUUUUUUUGGUAAAGAAGAUGGUUUAAAGAAAAGCUUUUAGUUUAAGUGCCAAAACAUAAUGUAAUAUAUGACUUUUGUUCAUGUUUUCUUAGUACAGAACAAUUUUCUGCAUCAGCAACAAAUUAGCUAUGAAUAUUUAUAAGACACAAAUUCACCAUGUUGGUGGUAUACAUCCUUUAUAUAUAAUGAACAGGCAGACUUUAUAAAUCAGACAUGUUAUUUGUAUACAUGGACUAACAUAUAAGGCAACCCUAG